AUGGGGGAAAAUACCGCAACAACAACUGUAACAGGAAGCAUAAUAAAAGCAGACCAAACAUCCAUAGAAGAGAUAACAGAGGAAUGUAUUGGUCAGAUAAACCCUACUCAGAUCUUCCAAUCAAUCCUGGCCUCCAUACCUGCCUUUUUUGACAGCCAACAAACAUACAUCAGCAUAUUUUCUAACGCUCAACCAUCAUGGCACUGCACCAACAACACUAAUUCAUCAUGUAUCUCCAAUAAAUCCAACUUAUGCUCCCUUACAUCCACCGAUUGGGCUUGGGAUUCUGGAAACCUUGUGCACACUUCCAUUAUUUCAGAGUGGAAUCUCGAGUGUGCUAACUCGUUUAUCACCGGCAUGCCUUCAACUUCCUACUUUGUUGGCUGCCUAAUUGGUGGUUUAGUGUUGUCUACAUUUGGUGAUUCGUUUUUAGGCCGAAAAAAACUUUUGUGCCUUUCAUCUUUAGUCAUGUCUCUGGCUGCACUCGCCUCUGGAUUUUCACCAAACAUUUGGGUUUAUUCGGUAUUUCGAUUUCUAAGCGGAGUUGGUCGCGCUUCUCUUGCCAUCACAGCUCUGGUUUUGAUUACAGAGCGUGUGGGCAAAAGGUGGCGACCAACAAUGGCUAUGGUCGGGUUCACUCACUUCUCAUUAGGAAUACUAGCAUUGACUGGUAUAGCCUAUUUAACCAGAAGAUCUUCAUGGAGAGUAUUGUAUUUAUGUACUUCUGUCCCAGGAAUAGUAUGUUCUAUAAUGUGUUAUUUCCUUCUCUUAGAAUCCCCAAGAUGGUUGUUUAUGCAAGGUCGAGAUGAGGAAUCCAUGGAUAUUUUGCGUAAGCUAGGAACCCUAAAAAAGGAUUCUAAGAUCAACAUUCCCCAAAAGAAUUCAAACAAUACAAGCCCAUUUGCAUCCCUCAAGAUUCUAAUCAAGAAAAGAUGGGCAUUAAAAAGAUUAUUAACAUCUGUGAUUUUAUCAUUUGGAAUUGGUCUAAUGUACUUUGGUAUGUUUUUAGGGGUGGGAAAUUUAGGGUUCAAUAUCUACUUAAGUUCGACAUUUAGUGCAUUACUAUCUUUAGCCUCUUAUCUAAUAACUUUCCUCUUUUGGAUUCCAAGAUGUAAUAGAAGAUUGUCAUUACUUGGGUUCUGCAUAAUUGGUGGAUCAACAAGUAUAGUAUUUUCAGUCCUAGGAAAACAUCACAAGGGUUUGACCAUGGGAAUGGAGUUAGUCUCUCUGUUUUGUGCCUGUAUGGCAUACAAUCUGGUGUUGAUGUAUACAGUGGAGCUGUUUCCGACCUGUGUAAGAAACUCGGCCUCGUCGUUGGUUAGGCAAGCAAUGAUUUUGGGGUCAGUUUUUGAUCCAGUUCUGAUUUUAUUAGGGAGGAAAAAUAUGAUGUAUUGUUAUGGUGUAUUUGGAGUGACAAUGCUGUUUUCUGGGUUCAUGGUUGUUUUCCUUCCAGAGACAAGAGGAAAGGUGCUGUGUGAUACCAUGGAGGAACAAGAGUUUAGGGAUCAAAGAACUGAGUCAAAAAUUUGAUCUUUUUCAAGCUGACUAUUUGUGUUAGCUAGGAAAGCUGCAUAUCAACAGCAUCUUAUUCCGGCUAUGCAUAAUCUCCGUAUC
Amaranthus tricolor (Joseph's coat) is the source of this 1614-nucleotide messenger RNA. Its product is annotated as organic cation/carnitine transporter 2-like. Gene Ontology annotation, cellular component: membrane. The transcript has a single exon. Gene Ontology annotation, biological process: transmembrane transport. The record is from RefSeq and is a predicted model, not a curated record. NCBI's taxonomy places the organism in Eukaryota, Viridiplantae, Streptophyta, Magnoliopsida, Caryophyllales, Amaranthaceae. Gene Ontology annotation, molecular function: transmembrane transporter activity. Bases 1 to 1530 code for a protein of 509 amino acids.